AUGGCCCAGAACAUGGUUUAUGCUGACCUGAGGUUUGCCAAGGUGAUGGGGGGCCGGAGCAUGGCCAGCCAGGCACUGGAGGCAGCCCUUGGCAUGGAUGAUGCAGAGAGUCCCUAUGAGAACACACAGCCGGAGCUGGCGGGGCAGGAUGGGGAUGGGGCCCAGCCCCAGCCCAGCCCAGGGUCCUGGUCCCAGCGGUGGUGCAUUCCUUUAGGGCUGCUAGCAACCUGCCUGCUGCUGCUGGUGACCACUGUGGCCCUUGGAGCUUGCUACUGGCAGGUCACUCGCAGCCUGCAAGAUGCCUCCCGUGAGCACGUGGCCGAGCAGGGCCGCCUCUCACAGGAGCUGAUUGCACGGGAGCAGAGCCUGGAGCGGAUGCAUCUGGAGCUGGCACAGGCCACAGCGGAGCUGCAGCGCGCAUGGCGAGAGGGCAACAGUAGCCAGCUGGAGCUGGGGAACCGGAACACUGAGCUGAGGCGUGUCAUGGAGGUCCUGGGGAAGAUGGAGAAGGACAUGCAGGAUGUGCAGGAGAAGCUCAACAACAGUGAGAGCACUGUGGCAAGCCUGCGUUCCUGCACAGCUAUAGAUUGCUGCCCUUCAGGCUGGCUGCUGUACAGGGGCAAGUGCCUCUUCAUCUCAUUGGAAAAGAAGACAUGGGAGGACAGCAGAGUUGAAUGUGAGAAGAAAUAUUCUCAGCUCCUGGUCACCAAAUCCUGGAGUCGCUGGACUGUGCCUACCUUCCUGAGGAAUGCAGACAUCCCAUAUUGGAUCGGGCUGCACAAGAGCAGCUACUCCUGGUAUGAAUAUGACUGGCUGGAGGAGGAAGACCCAGACAGUGAUGGAGGAUCAGACGUCUGGUUCUGGGUGGAUGGUUCCCCUUAUGAAAGGCCAUGGCAGUCAAAGUCAAAUGGGUCCUGUGCCAUAAUAAGCCGUGGGAACAUCAAACCUGCCCAGUGUGCCAGUCCUGAUGACCUGCAACUCUGGAUCUGUGAGAAGGUGGCAGGGCCAUCUUCCCCUUUCAUGUGA
This is a messenger RNA of Dryobates pubescens (Downy woodpecker), 1026 nucleotides long. Its product is annotated as B-cell differentiation antigen CD72. NCBI's taxonomy places the organism in Eukaryota, Metazoa, Chordata, Aves, Piciformes, Picidae. Bases 1 to 1026 code for a protein of 341 amino acids. Gene Ontology annotation, molecular function: transmembrane signaling receptor activity. The record is from RefSeq and is a predicted model, not a curated record. Gene Ontology annotation, cellular component: plasma membrane. The transcript has 7 exons.